AAGUGAUACUUCCGCUCGACCCACCCAAGGAGAGCUAGAUGUCCCCAUUUCACAACCGAAAUACACCAUGAAAAAUAACACCAAAAAGAUGUGAGAUCCUAGUGACCACAGCCAGUGAAGUGUACAUCAUUUAACCAGAGAGAAAGGGAGCAGAAAAAACCAUGAGGGAGUUUAAAGUGGUGGUUCUGGGCAGUGGUGGGGUGGGGAAAAGUGCCCUCACUGUGAAGUUUGUCACAGGGAAUUUUGUUGAGAAAUAUGACCCUACAAUUGAAGAUUUCUACAGAAAAGAAAUUGAGGUGGAUGGAGCCCCCUCAGUGCUGGAAAUCCUGGACACGGCAGGCACAGAGCAGUUUGCUUCCAUGAGGGACCUGUAUAUAAAAAAUGGACAAGGAUUUGCUAUUGUCUAUAGCAUCACAAGUUUACAAACUUUCCAGGAUAUUAAAACAAUGAAGGACCAGAUCAUGAGGGUGAAGGGCACAGAUAAAGUCCCCAUGUUACUUGUUGGCAAUAAGAAGGACCUGGAACACCAGAGAGAGGUGGCCACCUCUGAAGGAAUGGCACUGGCUCAACUCUGGGGGUGUCCUUACUGUGAAUCCUCAGCCAAAAAUACUCAGAAUGUGAAUGAAGUAUUUGUUGAGAUUGUAAGAGAGAUGAAUUCAAGCCCGGUGAAAGAGAAGCAGGAUUGUUGUACUAUAUUAUAGCAGUUGGACAAGUGUCUGCAGUAUGUCAUCAAAACCAGCAUGUUGAUGUCCAUUUCAAUGUACAGUAACAGCUAACAGCUGACCAUUCUAUUGCUGGCAACAAUACAGCCAUUAGCAGCAUUAUACUUGACAAAUAUUCUGUAUUAAAUCUUCACGUAAAUAUCAAAAAACAGUCAACAGGUGGAUGUUUGAUUCAUGGCACCAGUACAGACCAGUCAAGAAGUGUAGGAAUAAAAUCAUUUCAACAAACAGCAUCAGUGAACCAAUGGGAAUGACUUUCGUGACUGGAACUGUAUCAGAUAUUCAAUACAGAAGUCACUGAGAUUGGAACUGUGUGUAUAAAAUAUUCAAUACAGAAAUCAUCAAGAUUGGAACUAUUGUGUGCCUAAAAUAUACAAUACCGAAAUCACCAAGAUUGGAACUGUGUGCGUAAAAUAUGCAAUACCGAAAUCACCAAGAUUGGAACUGUGUGCAUAAAAUAUGCAAUACCGAAAUCACCAAGAUUGGAACUGUGUGUAUAAAAUAUUCAAUACCAAAAUCAACAAGAUUGGAACUGUGUGUAUAAAAUAUUCAGUACAGAAGUCAUCAAGAUUGAAAUUUUGUGUAUAAAAUAUUCAGUACAGAAAUCACCAAGAUUGGAACUGUGUGUAUAUAACAUUCAGCUCAUAGUUAAGGCAGGACUGGAACACAGUAUAUGUUACAUCCAUGGUCUGAAAGUCACUAGUGAUUGACAGGAAUGGAUAACCCCUAAAAUGCCAGUAGAACCAGUGCCACUGACCAGUAUCAAGUGAUUGGGAUAUAAAUGUCAACUAGAGGGAACUUCCGAAAACCAUUUUAAAUUGACCAUCCAGUAGAACUUAUUGUGCAGGCCACAAAGUGUAAUGUCAAAGUUUGAGUUGAUCAUUUCUGCUUGCAUGUAUUUGGUUGGCUGUGUCUGUAUCUGAAGUCUUCACUUUUGAGAGUUAAAAAGAAAUACUUAAUAAUUUGAAAUCCCUCUUUUACUUAGCAGUAUUGAUGCGUAGAAAUAAGGAAAGAGAAAAAAAGCACAGUUUGUGACUGCUUCUGAAAAAAUACUGCCUGUCAGUUUUCAGAGAGAAAAUAUCUAUAUAUUGAUUAUUUUUAUUUUAAAUUCUUCCAAGUAGCAUGUUCUUUCAUAAACAGAUUUUAACAGGGUGUGUACAUUGAACCAGGGUAUGAACUCUUAUGUUUUUCCUGGAUGUGAGUAUAAAUUUUUACUUUUGAAGUAUGUACAGAUGAAUCUUUGUCAUGUCUGUUAGUUGACUAAAAUCUUAAGUUUCACGUGGGUUCACAGGUUCAAAGGAUCUUUGUCAUUACUGCAGUGUAUUCACUCUUUGAAUGUGUAAACAUAUUUCAAGAUUUUGUACCUCACCAAAACUGAGGUUCUUUUAUGGUUGCCAGGGCCUGAGUAGGUUGCCAGGGUCUUUGUGGAUUGUGAAAUGCACCUCCAGCCUUGUAGUCAGACAUCUCCCAGCCUUGUAGUCAGACAUCCCCCAGCCUUGUAGUCAGGCAUCCCCCAGCCUUGUAGUCGGACAUCCCCCAGCCUUGUAGCAACCUUGUAGUCAGACACCUCCAGCCUUGUAUUUAGACAUCCCCCAGCCUUGUAGUCAGACACCCCCCAGCCUUCUAGUCAGACAUCCCCCAGCCUUGUAGUCAGGCAUCCCCCAGCCUUGUAGUUAGACAUCCCCAAGCCUUGUAGCAGACUUGUAGUUAGACAUCCCCCAGCCUUGUAGUUUACUACAUGUGGUCACAUUGUUCUUGUCUGUAUGCUGAUAUUUUGUGCCAAGAAAUAUAUUUGAUAAAAGAAUAUACAUUUUACUACAAAUCUGAACACAUCACCAUAAGCUACUAACAGCUGUGGAGAGAUGAACUAUGAGUUGAUCUGUCACAGGAACUAAGGCUGGGGAACUAUGGAAAGUUUUUCAAGGUGAAGAAGAUAAAAAUGAUGUUAUCGGCCCUGUCCUAUGCCAUUCAUUCAGCUUUUACUGCUAUGGGACAGCACAUGGCUGAAGUCCAUUACUAGUGGUCAGCAUGGUCACAUCUCUGCUAAUACAACUAGAGUUCUCAGUUUACUGCUAUGGGACAGCACAUGGCUGAAGUCCAUUACUAGUGGUCAGCAUUGUCACAUCUCUGCUAAUACAACUAGUUCUCUGUUUGAAUUACUCUUUAUGUCAGAAUACAUUGUGUGAUAGGCACCUCUAAAAAGAUUUAUUCUAAAAAAUGUCAUUUUCCCGUGGGGGCGAGUGAGAGAGCAGAUGUCAACAAGUUCAGGUAGGCAAGUUGGUCAUGAGCUAGGUGUUGAAACUGAAGAAAGGUGUCUGGCAUAUAGUGUAGUUUUUAAUGUGACAAAUUCAGGGACAAAUAUCAGCUAUGGUAAAAGUAUGGGGAGACAUUUUGCCCCACACUCACCCUACCAAAAAAAAAAAAAAAAAAAACAGCUGCAAAAAUGGUUAUUGGUUUUAUCAGUCACAUUGAAAUGUGUUUUAAAGACAGAUAAUUUGAAAAUGAAUACUGAGACGAAGCUGCUAUAGUUAUGGAGUUUAGAAGAGAUGGGGUUUUUUUUAUGUCAUUUAGAAUUUAAUAGAAUUAAAUGCUGUUGAAGACUGCCAGUAGAAUUAUCUCACGUAUGUUUGCAGCUGAAAUCCUCCUUUUUGCUGUCCUCUAAUUAUCUGCAGAAAAUACAUCAUAUGUAAGGCAUUGUAUCAUUUUAGUGCAAGGAGAUGUAUUUUGCUGUUUGAGCCCUUUUCAAGACCACUGUGAGGCACAUUUUGUACAUAAGAGGUUAUAGCAGGAGGUGGAGAGAACACAAAUCAUGUCCACAUUCUGCCUAUUUCUAGCAGAAAAAGCUGUUUUUAUAUCUGAUUUACUUAUUGCAUCCUUUUUUAUUAGAUAGUUGAUAUCCUGUUCAAAUAUUACAUUUUUAUCUCAAAUGUGAAACUGCAAGUUAGUGCUAUUUGAGUUAUGUGAAAAAAAAUCAUAAGAAACUGUUAUAUGUAAUUUUGGAUUUUGAAUUGUGUAGAGUGGUUGUUGAUAAGUAUAAAACAUGGAAGUCCCUGGAAGCAUCAAAUAUCGAUGACAGCUUUUAACUGACAGGUUGAAGAUGUGGACAUUUUUAGGGCCACAGUUUCACGUUAGUAACUGCAACAGACUUCAGUGCAAUCUAUUACAUGAUGAAGAAAGGCUGUAUAUUUAGUGGUGAUACAACCAAAUGUCAACUAUUCUAAAUAUGAACCCUUCUCUAUUUACAGAUGAUAUAGACAAGCAGGUCUUUUGAAAUCUCAUAUAAUGCUACUUUCAAAACGUACAAAAAGGAAAAUAAUUCCGUAUAAAAAUAUACACAUUCUAAGGACUAUACAUGGCCCAUUAUAUUCUAUAGUAUGGAUGUGUUUGAUAUAUAUAUAUAUAUAAAUAUAUGAAAUAAUUAUUAUACAAUAGCGUGUGUAUGUGAAUAAUAACCAGGAUUAUCAUUACUAUGAACAUUAUCAGUAUAAUAUUUUAUGAACUUGAUGUAUAGUUUCUUGACCGAAGUGUAGUCCAGUAAGUCUGCUGACAGGAAGACAGGGGGAGGCAAAUCAUAGAAUAAAUAUGGACUUGGAAAUGAAA
Lingula anatina is the source of this 4322-nucleotide messenger RNA. RefSeq names its product ras-related protein Rap-2c. NCBI's taxonomy places the organism in Eukaryota, Metazoa, Brachiopoda, Lingulata, Lingulida, Lingulidae. Gene Ontology annotation, molecular function: GTP binding; GTPase activity. The record is from RefSeq and is a predicted model, not a curated record. Gene Ontology annotation, biological process: signal transduction. Gene Ontology annotation, cellular component: membrane.